Molecule: messenger RNA, 1228 nt
Organism: Selaginella moellendorffii
Lineage: Eukaryota; Viridiplantae; Streptophyta; Lycopodiopsida; Selaginellales; Selaginellaceae
Exons: 9
Coding region: 87-1160 (357 amino acids)
Source: RefSeq, a predicted model, not a curated record
UGCCACGUGGCAUGUUAUUCUAUUUACACGUGGGUAGAAUUUAGGGGUACACGUGGCGCUAGGGCUUUGUGAAUUUGAUUCUUGGCAUGGCGGGGGAGGAAGAGAGGAGCGGCAUUGGCGGCGCAGUGGCGUUCGUAGGGAGGAUCUUGGCGCUCCUUACCGCUCAAGAAGCUGUGGAGAGAUUCGUGUGCGAGGAAUACGAGAGAUCGAUUCGCUACAUUCGAUCAAUGCUCGUGCCGGACGUCGCUCCGCGCCCGCUGCCUCCAUCGCCGAUAAUCUUGCACCAGCAGCAGCUGGAGAAGAGGAUGAUGAAGAGUGGCGCGUCUUCCAAAGUCAAGCAACCAAUUCGUGGAGUCGCGAUCAAGAAGAAACCUUUGGACAGCAAGGUUGGUUACAACAGUGCGAUCGCUCUCAAGCAUCCCGUGUCCCCUGACUCUACGAGCUUGUCUUGUUCUUCCAUAGAGUUCUCUCCAGCGUUUGAGAGUUUGCUCCGGUGGUCCAAAGAACAGGACGGUAACAGAGCAAAGGACGCUACUGCAACCUGUCUGAUCGCUUUAAAAGGAGGGAGGUUGUCGCGGCAGAGGAUCUCACAAGGUGAAAAGAGAUUCAUUGCUCAGCUUGGUAGAUUGGAAAAUGGCACCCCUUCUUACCAGAUCCAAGACAUGCAAAUGCAUCUCGGGAAACUGAUUCAAACUUGUAAAAGCAAAACUGUCGGCUUCUUGCUGAGAAUCGCUCCUGAGCCUAGAGUUUCAAAGCAUCGAGAUACAUGUAUGAUUGCUCUUUUGAGGGAGUGCUCGAGAGAAGGAACCAGUCUUGUGGACUUGAAAGGACGAAGGAUACUAAACGAUCGUCCCCAUAGCUAUGAUAAACUCUGGAUGUACAAGAUUCCAGGUGUUGCGAAGAUCCUUGAGCGAAAUUUGACUCCUCUAAACAUCGGGACUGGGGGAAUUGUCUACAAUGAUCCAAAGCAACUUUCACGGGUUCUGGUACUUAUUCAACGCUUGGAGAUAGUCCUCAUACGAUGGUAUCUGGAAGCAGGCGUUGGAGAAUUUAUUGAGAAGGCUACCAGGAGUAAGUUUGAUCUUAGACACUGCACACUGGCACACACACUCUUGUGCAAGGAAGGCAGGCGCUCUUUGGUGAUUGCCCAGAGAGAUUGAUUUGGAUAUGCUUAGGCAAUGAACAGCUUUUUAUGAUCUGUUGUAAUGAACGUUUUUGUUUCUUUGCA